Aphidius gifuensis is the source of this 2044-nucleotide messenger RNA. Its product is annotated as 4-hydroxybutyrate coenzyme A transferase-like. The record is from RefSeq and is a predicted model, not a curated record. Lineage: Eukaryota; Metazoa; Arthropoda; Insecta; Hymenoptera; Braconidae. The transcript has 5 exons. Bases 334 to 1779 code for a protein of 481 amino acids. Gene Ontology annotation, cellular component: mitochondrion. Gene Ontology annotation, biological process: acetate metabolic process. Gene Ontology annotation, molecular function: acetate CoA-transferase activity.
AUAAUACGUCAUAAAUUGUAGCCUUGUUGUGUCCUCUCUUCUCUUUGCUGACCUCACCCUCGCGCUCUCUCUCUCAAUUGCAUUGUGUCAUCAAAGAAUUAAAGUGUGCUGGAUGCAUAAUAUACAUAAAAUUCUGACAAUUGAUAGUCCGAACAGGCUUCUAUCAGUGAAUUAGUUGCAACUUGCAAGCCACCUAAUUUUGUGUUAAUGUUAAUUGUGAAUUUUGUUUUCUUGCAAAAUUAAAAUCAGAUUGCUAAACGUAAAAAAAAAAAUAAAACACAAAUUUGACAUAUAAAAUUUGGAUUAUUCAAGUUGAAGUUAUAGUGAUACAGCAUGGCAACACUUAAGCAUAUUAAAAAUCUUACCUGGAAUCUUAAUGCCCUGGCAAAAAGAAACACCUAUGGAAUUAAUUCAUCAAAAAGUUUUUACUCGUAUGUCAAUGAACCAGCAAUGCCAAUUCCUGAUAAGGAACCUUGUUGGGUUAAAACUUCCGAGGAAGCUGCUGAACGUGCUGGUCUUAAAUCAGAUCAGGUUGUAUUUGUCCAGGGUGCUGCUGCAACACCAGUAGAAUUAUGUCGUGGUUUGACAGAAUAUGGUGUCAAGGCCGACGUAAGAAAUGUUAGACUUUGUCAUAUGCAUCUUGAAGGAGCUGCUCCAUUUUCGAAGAAAGAAUAUGCGAAAAACUUCACGUCAGUUAGCUUCUUCAUUGGUGGUAAUGUACGUGGUUCAGUUAAUGAUGGUCAUGCUGAUGCUAUACCAAUAUUUCUUCAUGAAAUUCCAAAGAUAUUUGAUCGAGGUCACAUGAAACCUGACAUUGCAUUGAUUCAUGUAACUCCCCCAGAUAGCAAAGGUUAUUGCUCUCUUGGAACAAGUGUUGAUUGUGUUCGUUCAGCUUUGAUUAAAUCAAAAAUAAUUGUUGCUCAAGUUAAUGAAAAUAUGCCAAGAACAUUUGGUGAUGCUCUAAUUCAUAAAAGUCAUAUUGAUUUUGCUGUUGAGCAUAAUACACAACUUCCAGCUCAUCCAGUAAAAGCACCAACUGAUAAAGAAAAAGCUAUUGGUAAACAUAUUGCUGAAAAUUUAGUUGCAAAUGGUGCAACAUUACAAUUGGGAAUUGGAAGUAUACCUGAUGCUGUAUUAGCACAAUUGGGAAAUCAUAAAAAUCUUGGUAUUCAUAGUGAAAUGUUUAGUGAUGGUGUUGUUGAUCUUGUCAACAAAGGAUGUAUUACAAAUAAUGAAAAAACAAUUCAUCGUGGUAGAAUUGUUGGUUCAUUUUGUGUUGGUUCACAAAAACUUUAUGAUUUUAUGAAUAAUAAUCCAUUUAUUGAAAUGUUAGUUGUUGAUUAUGUUAAUGAUCCAAGAAUCAUUGCAAAACAACCUAAAAUGACAUGUAUUAAUUCUUGUAUUGAAGUUGAUUUAACUGGUCAAGUAUGCUCAGACAGUAUUGGUACAAGAAUGUAUUCUGGUUUUGGUGGACAAGUUGAUUUUUUAACUGGUGCAGCAAUGAGUGAAGAUGGAUUAGGACAACCAAUUGUUGCACUUAAUUCAACAACAGCUGAUGGUAAAACAAGUAAAAUAGCACCAUUGUUGAAACAUGGUGCUGGUGUUGUUACAAGUCGUGCACUUGUUAGAUAUGUUGUUACUGAACAUGGUAUUGCUAGUCUUUUUGGUAAGACAUUAAAACAAAGAGCUCAUGCACUUAUUCAAGUUGCACAUCCAGAUCAUCGUGAAGCUCUUGAAAAAGCUGCAUUUGAACGUUUCAAGGCAAUGCCAACAUCUUGAAUUUAAUUAUUUUAUGUUAAAUUGAAUUGUAAUAAAAAGAAAAAAACACAGAACCUAUUUGCAAAGAUAAAAUAUUGCAUUGUUUAACAAAACUAAAAAUUUAGCCAACUAGAUUUAUUAGAAUAUCCGACCAAGCUAAAAUAAAAUAAAAAAAAAAAAAGGCUACGGAUUAAAUUCUUGCCAUAAUUAUCUUCUUUUUUUUAAUUUCUCUUAAUUGACAUUUUUGAGUUUUAUUUUUCAUCUUAAUUGUGUAUGUUAAAUUCAG